Molecule: messenger RNA, 8919 nt
Organism: Pongo pygmaeus (Bornean orangutan)
Lineage: Eukaryota; Metazoa; Chordata; Mammalia; Primates; Hominidae
Gene: TNPO1
Product: transportin 1
Exons: 25
Coding region: 525-3221 (898 amino acids)
Biological process (GO): protein import into nucleus
Molecular function (GO): small GTPase binding
Source: RefSeq, a predicted model, not a curated record
AGGCUCCCAGGGCACGGCUGUUGCUUUGGAGGUUAUGCUGGGGUACAGAAGUUAGGCUGGGGCAGGGCCAUCCACCUAGGAGGGCCCAGCACUGUCUGGGCAACCACACUGGCGGGCCAUUUUGCUCUCAGCCCCACCGCGCCGGGCAGCGUCUGCAGCUGCUGCGUGCGAGACCCAGAGGCUCCGGUCAGCGCGCUGGCCGCAGGGAGUGCGAGCACUUUUGAGCCCCGCGCCGGGCCGGUGAAGUCUGGUGCUACCGAGCCCGCUUAGAAAGCACGGCCGCGCGCUGCCGGACGCAGGCCUACAAGCCCACAGGCCCAGCCGACGCAGGCAGCAAUUUUCCCAGCCCCGCCGCCGUUGCCAAGGCGACCGCCGCCGAACGUUCCCGCGGCGGGCUCCGCCCCCCGGCCAAUCGGACCGGCGCUCGGUGAAGCCCAGAUUCUCUUUGUUCCGCAGCCAUUUCAGGCCCCGGACGGGAGGCAGUGCCGCUUCGGCCGAAGGCCCGAGCGCCCGAGGCCUCUGGGAUGGUGUGGGACCGGCAAACCAAGAUGGAGUAUGAGUGGAAACCUGACGAGCAAGGGCUUCAGCAAAUCCUGCAGCUGUUGAAGGAGUCCCAGUCCCCAGACACCACCAUCCAGAGAACCGUGCAACAAAAACUGGAACAACUUAAUCAAUAUCCAGACUUUAACAACUACUUGAUUUUUGUUCUUACAAAAUUAAAAUCUGAAGAUGAACCCACAAGAUCAUUGAGUGGUCUCAUCUUGAAGAAUAAUGUGAAAGCACACUUUCAGAACUUCCCAAAUGGUGUAACAGACUUUAUUAAAAGUGAAUGUUUAAAUAAUAUUGGUGACUCCUCUCCUCUGAUUAGAGCCACUGUUGGUAUUUUGAUCACAACUAUAGCCUCCAAGGGAGAACUGCAGAAUUGGCCUGAUCUCUUACCAAAACUCUGUAGCCUGUUGGAUUCUGAAGAUUAUAAUACCUGUGAGGGAGCAUUUGGUGCCCUUCAGAAGAUUUGUGAAGAUUCUGCUGAGAUUUUAGAUAGUGAUGUUUUAGAUCGUCCUCUCAACAUCAUGAUUCCCAAAUUUUUACAGUUCUUCAAGCAUAGUAGUCCAAAAAUAAGGUCUCAUGCUGUUGCAUGUGUCAAUCAGUUUAUCAUCAGUAGGACUCAAGCUCUGAUGUUGCACAUUGAUUCUUUUAUUGAGAAUCUCUUUGCAUUAGCUGGUGAUGAAGAACCAGAGGUACGGAAAAAUGUGUGCCGAGCACUUGUGAUGUUGCUCGAAGUUCGAAUGGAUCGCCUGCUUCCUCACAUGCAUAAUAUAGUUGAGUACAUGCUACAGAGGACUCAAGAUCAAGAUGAAAAUGUGGCUUUAGAAGCCUGUGAAUUUUGGCUAACUUUAGCUGAACAGCCAAUAUGCAAAGAUGUACUCGUAAGGCAUCUUCCUAAGUUGAUUCCUGUGUUAGUGAAUGGCAUGAAGUACUCAGAUAUAGAUAUUAUCCUACUUAAGGGUGAUGUUGAAGAAGACGAAACGAUUCCUGAUAGUGAACAGGAUAUACGGCCACGUUUUCACCGAUCAAGGACGGUGGCUCAGCAGCAUGAUGAAGAUGGAAUUGAAGAGGAAGAUGAUGAUGAUGAUGAAAUUGAUGAUGAUGAUACAAUUUCUGACUGGAAUCUAAGAAAAUGUUCUGCUGCUGCCCUAGAUGUUCUUGCAAAUGUGUAUCGUGAUGAACUGCUGCCACAUAUUUUGCCCCUUUUGAAAGAAUUACUUUUUCAUCAUGAAUGGGUUGUUAAAGAAUCAGGCAUUUUGGUUUUAGGAGCAAUUGCUGAAGGUUGCAUGCAGGGCAUGAUUCCAUACUUGCCUGAGCUUAUUCCUCACCUUAUUCAGUGCCUCUCUGAUAAAAAGGCUCUUGUGCGUUCCAUAACAUGCUGGACUCUUAGCCGCUAUGCACACUGGGUAGUCAGCCAGCCACCAGACACGUACCUGAAGCCAUUAAUGACAGAAUUGCUAAAGCGCAUCCUGGAUAGCAACAAGAGAGUACAAGAAGCUGCCUGCAGUGCCUUUGCUACCCUAGAAGAGGAGGCUUGUACAGAACUUGUUCCUUACCUUGCUUAUAUACUUGAUACCCUGGUCUUUGCAUUUAGUAAAUACCAGCAUAAGAACCUGCUCAUUCUUUACGAUGCCAUAGGAACAUUAGCAGAUUCAGUAGGACAUCAUUUAAACAAACCAGAAUAUAUUCAGAUGCUAAUGCCUCCACUGAUCCAGAAAUGGAACAUGUUAAAGGAUGAAGAUAAAGAUCUCUUCCCUUUACUUGAGUGCCUAUCUUCGGUUGCCACAGCACUGCAGUCUGGCUUCCUUCCAUACUGUGAACCUGUGUAUCAGCGUUGUGUAAACCUAGUACAGAAGACUCUUGCACAAGCCAUGCUAAACAAUGCUCAACCAGAUCAAUAUGAAGCUCCAGAUAAAGAUUUUAUGAUAGUGGCUCUUGAUUUACUGAGUGGCCUGGCUGAAGGACUUGGAGGCAACAUUGAACAGCUGGUAGCCCGAAGUAAUAUCCUAACACUAAUGUAUCAGUGCAUGCAGGAUAAAAUGCCAGAAGUUCGACAGAGUUCUUUUGCCCUGUUAGGUGACCUCACAAAAGCUUGCUUUCAGCAUGUUAAGCCUUGUAUAGCUGAUUUCAUGCCAAUAUUGGGAACCAACCUAAAUCCAGAAUUCAUUUCAGUCUGCAACAAUGCCACAUGGGCAAUUGGAGAAAUCUCCAUUCAAAUGGGUAUAGAGAUGCAGCCUUAUAUUCCUAUGGUGUUGCACCAGCUUGUAGAAAUCAUUAACAGACCCAACACACCAAAGACGUUGUUAGAGAAUACAGCAAUAACAAUUGGUCGUCUUGGUUACGUUUGUCCUCAAGAGGUGGCCCCCAUGCUACAGCAGUUUAUAAGACCCUGGUGCACCUCUCUGAGAAACAUAAGAGACAAUGAGGAAAAGGAUUCAGCAUUCCGUGGAAUUUGUACCAUGAUCAGUGUAAAUCCCAGUGGCGUAAUCCAAGAUUUUAUAUUUUUUUGUGAUGCCGUUGCAUCAUGGAUUAACCCAAAAGAUGAUCUCAGAGACAUGUUCUGUAAGAUCCUUCAUGGAUUUAAAAAUCAAGUUGGUGAUGAAAAUUGGAGGCGUUUCUCUGACCAGUUUCCUCUUCCCUUAAAAGAGCGUCUUGCAGCUUUUUAUGGUGUUUAAUCUAAUACACUUAAGCUGCAGUCCCAAAAUUAGGGGUCCUUCAGUCUUGGAGACUAUGAGGGAGCCUCUGCACCCAGGGAAAAUGUUACCCUUUACAGGGGGGAAGGGUAAACCAGUAGGGAAUACAGUACAAUCCCAACCCUACUGGGAGGGGCGGGAGGGAGGUGUUGCCGUCACUGUAUUAAGUCGAUGUUGGGAAAUGUUUUAACAUCUGGAGUCUUUGUGGGUGGAAAUAUGUCUCCAGUUACAACUCCGCAGUGGAUGUGAAGAAGCAAAAAAAAAAAAAAAAAAUCUAUUCAGUCUACUCACAAAACAGUACAUUGUGGAAUAUUAUGGGGAAUUGUACCAAAACAAGAACCAUAUAAAUGAUGCCUAGGGACAAGAAAGAGGAACAAUUCUAUAGCGCACAAUAAAGGAAACCUAAGAAUGGGAGUUACAAAUAGUAAAGAAGCUUUUUUUUUUUUUUAAUUUAAAGUUUUUUUUAUAUAAGUUUUCCCACAUGAUGGGGCCUUGUUUUGCAUGUUGAUGAAGAACUACACAAACAAAACUAAUAUAGUUAAAGUCAGCUUGCCUUCCCAUAGUAGAAGCAGGUUCUUGGAAGUUACAAUUUAAGGUACCCCAAAAAAGUUGGAAAUAAAACAAAACAAACAUAAACAAUGAAGCACCCUGUGAAAUGCCAAAUGAGUCACUCCUUUUACCUUUUUUGGGGUGGGCAGGGAGGGGAGGAAUAAAUGGGGUUGGGCAUAUCAAACUAAAGAUGACAUCUUAAUUUUGCAUUGAACAUUAAUGUAGCGGAUAUAAUUUGAUGGUUCAUUAGAUUUAAUUUCUAGGCCAAGAUGUUACUUUUUAAAGUGCAGUUUAAGGUUCAGGCAUGCAUUAUGGCUCAUAGUGGUUGAAAGUAAUUUAAAUUAGUGGGAAAGUAGCAUGCUUGCAUCACAUAGAGUGAGAUUGGUAUUCAUUUACCUAUGUUGCGCCAGUUUGUGUUGCGGUUUACCAAUUCAAUAUAGCCCUGCAUUUAAAGUUCCUUUUUAAGAUUUGUGGAUUUUAUUUUUAUUAAGAAUAUAGAUAUAUAAAGUACUGUAGUUUACAGGUAGGCCUUGAAAUAUCUUUUUUAGGAUCUGUUAGGAAUAAGAUUGAUAUUGUAUUGUGUGUAACCUGCACAAUGUGGAAAGCUGAUAUACCUGUGCAAAAUCUUUGCCUCUGUGCUGUCAGUGUGAUGUGCUUUCUGCAUGGUUAUAUACUACUAGUGAUUUUAUCAAAACUUCUAAAAUUUAAAUUACAUGGUAAAAGAUCUGUAAAAGGCUGCAUAAAUGUUAGUUGGCACAUAAAGACAAUUGUAGAAGUUGAAAAAUGAUUGCUAUAUUUCAAUGUUUAUUCCCACUCAACAUACUGCCUUCUAAGCUUCCCUUUUUUUGUUCAAAGCAUGAUCUUAAAGAUAUGUUUAAGUUAAUGGAUGUAAUGCAGGGUUCCUACACUGUAUUUUGGCGCAUGUUGGUGGCCCUCUGUGCCCUAGAUAUAUGCACACAGGGUGCAAGUUAAAAGCUACAGAGUGAAAGUUGGUUUGGAUCCUCUUCAUUUCAUUUGUUUAGCUUUUCUGUUAUUUUUCUCUACUUACAUGUAUUCCUGUGAAUAAAUCCUUGUUAAGUUAACCCUUUACUUUUCCUUCCAUGUGUAUUUUCUUAUAUACUGUGAAUGUGAAAACCUAACUGGUACACUUGAUCUUGUGUUCAUAUGAAAGUGCAAGUCUUUAUUAAUUUGGAUUGCCUGAACAGUGUAUCCCAUGAUGAUGAAGGAAAAUGGAGAGAUUUUUCUUUUUAACUCUGCUGGUCAGAGAUGAAGCCACGCCUUUCCAUUUUUCAAUGCUGCAUAUUUAAUCUGCAACAAAAAUGUUAAGCCAUAACAGCCUUUUUAUAUUUUAGUUUGUCACGUUUGCAUUGCAGAAUAAAUACUGAAUAACCAUUUUUAUAAGCAGUUGCUCCUCUGCAUGGUUCUAUUCUCUAAAAGUGUUGAAUGAUACAGCCAUUGCACUGAAGUUUGAGCUGUGUGCGUGUGAAUUUAUACUGUUUCAAAAAUUUCAAAUGCAUGGUAGCAUGUAGAAAGGUUUUUGUUACUGUGUGUGUGUGUGUUUUGUUUUGUUUUGUUUUGUUCUGUUUUUUAACAUGUUCUUUCACCUUUCCUCUACUUUGGCUUUGCAAAUUUCAGUCUGUAGAGCCUGAAAUUAAAUUAUUUUAUAGUGCCUGAUAUUUUUAAAAUUAUAAGUUGGAUUCAAAGGGUAUACAGCAUUUUGUUUUCUAGUACCAUUGCUUCACUGGGAGCUCAAAAUUUGCCUCCCUGUUAGUCUUUUAAUAACUGAGUAGAGUAGCUGUUUUAUUCUUAGAUUAUAGUGAUACUCUGUAGUGCUUCAAAUACUUAGAAUUCUAAUAUGAGAGAUUAAUAUUCUGGAAUAGAUAGUAUUUUAAAUGGACAUGACCAAAUUCAAUUUAAACACAUAACAAUCUUCAGUAAAGUUAUUUGAACCUGUGGUUGACAAUUCUGUAUUGACUAAAGGCAAUAUUGUCACCUGUCUCGUUAAAAAUUAGUUUCCAGUUAGGCAGAUGAAUAACACUAUUAAAAAUGCACCCAGUUUUGUAAUCACUUGACUUUUUUUGUAUUUAAAUGAAAUUUAAUUUGAAAAUAGAAAAUAAAAUUAGGUAAAUAUGACUGGCAAUCUGAAUUUGAGUUGGGAUUUUUUGUGUACUUUUCACCCUUGAGGUUAUUGUUUCUUCCUAAUUUAUAUUUCAGAUACAUAGUGUAGAACAGGAAUUUGCAGAAGCCAUUUAAGUUAUCUUUUGAGGUAAGCUCUGAUUUAGCAUUUAUUCUGAUAAAACCUAAUACAUCAUGGGAUAUAUAUAAAGCAACUUAAUUCUUGUGGUGUAGUCUUAAUAGUUUUGAAUGUUGACUGAAUGUCUAUGAAAUUGUGAGUUUGUCUUUGUUACAUUCCAGUGUUUCUGCCUCUUGGCAUGCUUAAAGCACGGCUUACUUCAUCUGCUCCUUACACACUAAAAUGCUGUUAGUGUGCUCAACUACAGAAAUAGCCGCUGCUAAGUGAUGUAGAUUUUCUACUUGAAUAUUUUUAUGUUGUAGGAACCUCAGGAGGUCAGUGUUUACUGUUUUAUAUAUGCCUUCUUUUUCCUGUUUGAGCUUCUCUCUUUGAAGGAUUCUAACAGAACAAAGCUGCUGAUCAACCUAAGUUGGAAACAGAAAGUGUAAUUAAUAUAACUUAAAUGCAUGUUUGGCAGUUCCGUGUUACAGUCCAUUAGCGAGUGAACUUAGUGCCACAGGUAUUCAUUUAUUCAGGAAAGAAUUUUGCUUUUUGUAUUGUCUAAUCUCUUCAAUGACUUCAUACUGUGUAAAAAAAAAAAAAUCACUUUUUUAUAUUUUUUGGUUGGUUAUUUCCCAAAUAAUCAACAUGUAAAUAAUCUUUUAAGAGCCAGUUCUGAUGCUUUACAUUAUUGCUACUUGAUUUUGUUACGCAAGUUAGAUUUCAGAAGAAUAGAUUUUAAAACACUUAACCAAGCCAUUACAUCUUAAAAACAAAACAAGUAGCAUACAUUUUGUAAUUAACAUUGAUAAACACUGUGAUUUUUUUGGUUAAGACUUUUUCAUUGAUCUGAAUUGCUUAAAUUGCAUAUAUUGUAAAAUAGGAUCAGAUGUAUAUUUUAAACUAAUUUCAAUGGAGUUUCCUCUUGAAAUGCUGUGUCUACUCAGUUAUAAAAUAUUCAGAUACAAGUUUUAUCUCAGGUGAAUACUCUUGUAUUGUUUUUGCUUUGGUGACAUGCUUAUAAAGGGUCAUCUUAGUUACAUUCUUUGUUUUUUAGUGUAUUUCAUUGAGAAUCUUUCCAUUUAGUCUGAUUUUUUUCCUAAUAUUCUAGCAGGCUGGGGUGGUAUAAAGCCCUCCUGACAAGCCUUUUGCGUACAGGUUUACCUGAAAAUGAGCUACAUACGGUCGUCAUUUUCUUCAAACUCUCAAAAUAGGAAAGUGGAAAUUUUUCUCCCCUAUAUAUAAUUAUUCUGCCUAGCAGAAAUGCCAGAAAUAAAUUAAUUACAUCUUAAACUCUUAGUCUAAAUUUAAGUCCUUUGCCAUGAGGGAAAAGUGGUUUUUUGCUUCAUAUUAUUCAUAUUGAAUGUAUUAACAUAAUGGUGCAAAAGCAUUCUUCCCAGGGGAAGAGUGUAUCAUGCAUAACUGCAAUUUAAGUCCUUCCUUUGAUAAUACUUUAAAACACACACAGCUUUGCUUACUGAAUUAUUUUUGCAAAUAAUACAAGGUGGGGAAACUAACUGUUGCUACUAGUGUUGUUAAUGAAGUAUAGGCCUUGGAACAUUUAAGAAAACUGGUCUUAAGAUAGUUAAGGGCCUGGGAUAAUCUAAGUGAAAAGUCAGAUCAGUAAUGAGCUGUGUUAACAAUAUUAUCUGGUAAUAAUACCAUGCAAUAUAGCAUUGUAUACCAACUUAGUGCAUUUUAUACUGUAUUAAAUAUGGAGAUACUUCUAAUGCCUCUCUAAAAUUAGAUUUUACAUAAAAGUUAGUUUUAUUCACCUUUAGGCUUUCCAAGUGAGUUGUGACUAAUUUUUUCAAUCUUACAUAGAUCUUUCACCCAUUAGCAUUACUUACGUAGAUAAUUCUUUAUGCCUAGUUAUUAUACAUAUUAAUUUUUAAGGUAUACAUUUAAAUUACACAAUUGUUCAUUGUGAUUUGUAUCCCAGAAUGUAUUGUGUUUUUUAAAAGAUGCAUAAUAGCUGAAUGUAUGCAUGACUUUGAAAGAAGUUAAAAUGGUGAUUUUUUUUCACAUCUUGUACAUUUUAAAACCAGGCCAAAUCUAUUUGCCAAGCAAUGUAUCACUAAUAAGAAAAGCAGUUUUUCCUUUUAUUGCAGUUUUUGUUUAUCUACCAUAGAAUUUCCUUAUACUGUGGCUUGGUAUUAUUCAAGGUUAGCUAUUUCGCUGGUAUUACAUCUUUUUAAAAGCCUGUUAUAACAUGGUUAGCCUAUAAGGCAGUGUUGGUCCCCUUCUAAUAUCGGCCUCAUAAAGGGGUUCCACUGUACUUUCCGCAUAUUACUUUGUUGUUGUUUUCCUUUAUGGAUAUAUAAGCACAUUGAGCUUGGGUGAUUUUUAUGGAGACAAUAAUUAGACAAUACUGUAUAAUUAGUUUUACUUAAUAGAUUAUCAUCUUGUGAGAAGAGAUGUUUAAACGUGGUAAAUCACUUCAUAUUACAAAACAGUUUUACACUUAAUAUGUUAACAUUGGGUGCAAUAAUUUAGUAGCAUUAGCUUUAGUUAUAAAUAACUGGAUCUUUCUGCUGACAACUUAGGUUGUAUGAGUUAUGCUUAAAAGCUUUAAAUCUUGUUUCCUGUACCUGCCACACUAUGUUAGAAUGUGUCCUUCAAACAUAUCCUCCUGCAACUUCUCAAACUGUACUAAAUUGAUAUUUCUUGAAGUCUAACUCUGUGCUAACAGAUCUCCAUUUUAAAUAGAACACGGUUUUAAUUUUUGAUAAGCUGCUGAAUUUUAAAGAGAGUUUUUUGGGGCCACCAAAUAUUUUGGAUCAUGCAGAGAAUAUAUAUUGUACUGUAGUAAUUUUGUAUUUACAUUUGUAUGAUGUGACAUAAUAGAUGUGAAUGUUAAUCACUGCUUGACUAUGUUAAUAAAGUUGUUUAACUAUA